CGAGUUGAAUUAUAUUACGAGGUUUCCAAGCUCGGCGCCGUUGAUUUGACCUCGCACUCGCGCACUCUCUUAUCGAUCUCUAUUUACAAGAACGUGUGCAUCGGAGAGCAAUCCGGCGUCAAGCUAGUGGAUCAGUAGAAUGCAUUAGCAUCGUGUCUGUAUAGAAAUUUGGAGAAGUGGGCACUAUUCAUUCGAGGGGCCUCGACGAAUUUCAAUUGAUCUGGUGGUCUCUAUUUUGGCAGUGAGGAGGGAUUUCGAUCGAAUUAGGAGGAUUCUGAUUGAGCGGGAUGACGAUCAGGUUUGUGUUGUUGGUAAAUAAGCAAGGUCAGACACGGCUGGCGCAGUACUAUGAGUAUCUUACCAUCGAGGAGCGGCGAGCUUUGGAGGGGGAGAUUGUCCGAAAAUGCCUCGCCCGUCCAGACAAUCAAUGUUCGUUCGUGGAGCAUCGCAACUACAAAGUGAUCUAUCGCCGAUAUGCAUCGCUCUUCUUUUUGGUCGGUGUUGACGGUGAAGAGAAUGAGUUAGCGAUCUUGGAGUUUAUUCACUGCGUGGUGGAAACAAUGGAUCGUUAUUUCGGAAAUGUGUGUGAGUUGGACAUAAUGUUCCAUUUGGAGAAGGCGCAUUUUAUGUUGGAGGAGAUGGUUAUGAAUGGCUGCGUAGUUGAGACCAACAAGCAAAACAUUUUGCACCCUAUUCAACUUAUGGACAAAACAACAUAGUGGACGUACACAUUCGCACUGCUGUAUCCUGAAAUGUGCGCUAACCAUGUUCUUCUUAAUUACUCUCGUUCUGCGUUUCCAUUAUGUGAGAUUCGUAGUUGCCAGACAUGGGACGCAUGUGAAUGUGUUGAAGGGUUUCUUUAUGCUGGUUUGUAAAGAGCUAAGUUGUAGAUCGAGGGAAAGUUUGCAUAUUAUUAGUCACUUUUCUCCAACAAUGUAUGUACUGCUUGUAAUGGUAGGGAACCAUUUGUCACAUAAACCUCUCUGGGCCUUGCUUCUUCA
Molecule: messenger RNA, 1001 nt
Organism: Physcomitrium patens
Lineage: Eukaryota; Viridiplantae; Streptophyta; Bryopsida; Funariales; Funariaceae
Product: AP-4 complex subunit sigma
Biological process (GO): protein transport
Source: RefSeq, a predicted model, not a curated record